AUUUGGCUUCAAAAUGAUUGACACUGGAUCCAGGGUUAUAUGAAGAUGGUUGCUUCUAAAGGGGACACCAAUAUAUUUACACCAAGAAAACAGAAAUCUGGUCAGAACAAAGAUCCUUAGAGUUGCAAUAUUAGCAGCACAUCAAAGGCACACAAUACGUCCUUAUGUGCUAGGUCAUUAUGGGAGAAGCAGCAUCGGCAGCAGCAGCAGGUCAAGCACAGUUUUCUCAGCUCCAAGUCACAGUACAAUCAGCUAAAAUCACUGCGAGUAGUGGACUGCUCGCCUCCAAGCCAGAUACAUUCGCAGAAGUAAGCGUUGACGCACAACCACCAAGAAAAACAGAUGUCGCGAAGAAAAGUUCUACUCCAAAAUGGGAAGAGGACUUCACAUUAUUGGUCACCCCAUAUUCAAAGAUAGAGAUAAAGGUGUUCAGUCAGAACACUAUACGUGCUCCCACUCUGAUAGGGUCCAAUACCAUAGAGCUUCACGCCAUCCUAUUGGAGAAUCAUGGCAAAUUGAAUCAUACAGGCAAAGCAUUUGAGGUAACCCAGGAGGGAAAAGGGAAAACUGGUGAGGUAAACAUAGAAUUUCAUGGGAUGGAGGUUAACAUGACUCGGUUUCCACGCCGAAACAUCAGCAGAAACUCACAGGCACAGGCUAAUGGGCAGGUCCCAAGUAGCAGCACUGGUAGUCACAAUACCCAUGGUAACAGCCGCAACCGCACUCGUAACACCCGUGGUCCUGCCCCUCCUGUCCCUCCGCCCCCAAACCGCUCGCAGGGCUCCAAUCCCCAGGGGGCUGGCUCUCCCGCUGCCAGUGCUGCCAAUCCCAAUAGAAGAACAGUUAUAGGUACAACAUCACCUCCAAGCUAUGCCUCAGGUGGUAAUACUACAGCCCCCACACCAACUUCACAACAGAAUGGUGUUGUUUCCAAUGCAACUUCAGGAUCAGGGGCCGCAGGGGUUGCAGCUUCAACACCCACAACAGGGGGUUCUCCGCCAGUAGGUCCUCCACCAGGAACACCCCCUACAGAACAGAGCACCAACAACGAACCUCUCCCACCUGGUUGGGAGAUGAGAACAGAUGGACACUCAAGGCCAUACUAUGUGGACCACAACACACGAACCACAACGUGGGAACGUCCCCAGGCCUUGCCCCCAGGUUGGGAGAGGAGAGUAGACCCUCGCGGUAGAGUGUACUAUGUUGAUCACAACACACGCACUACCACGUGGCAACGCCCAAAUAUAGACAUGGUCAACAACUAUCAGCAGUGGCAGGAGUGGCGCAACAAUCGUUCUAUAGCCCUGGAACAGCUACAGAACCGUUUCCUUUUCCCGAACCCGGCACAGGUCACUCAGGAGAAUGACCCCCUGGGACCACUCCCUGAGGGCUGGGAGAAGCGAGUGGAUGCUAACAGUCGAGUGUACUUUGUAAACCAUAAAAACAGAACAACACAGUGGGAAGAUCCCAGGACACAGGGUAUUGUCCAGGAAGACCCCCUGCCGGAAGGCUGGGAGAUGAGGUAUACAGCAGAAGGAGUACGCUAUUUUGUGGAUCAUAAAACAAAAUCUACUACAUUCCAGGAUCCGAGAGGAGGGCCAUCCAAAGGACCUAAAGGUGCAUUUGGAGUACCCAUACAAUAUGAAAGAAGUUUCCGGUGGAAGUUGGGACAGUUCAGAUACCUCUGUUCCUCGAAUGCUUUGUCUGGACAUGUUAAAAUUACAGUAUCAAGGGACAACCUUUUUGAGGAUUCUUUUGCACAGAUUAUGAGGUUACAGCCCUACGACCUCAGGAGAAGACUUUAUAUUAUUUUCAAGGGAGAGGAAGGACUGGAUUAUGGAGGUGUAGCCAGGGAGUGGUUUUUCCAUCUAUCCCACGAUGUGCUGAAUCCCAUGUACUGCCUGUUUGAGUAUGCCAGUCACAGUAACUACAGCCUACAGAUCAACGCUGCCUCUAAUGUCAAUCCCGACCACCUUGUAUACUUUAGAUUUAUUGGACGAUUCAUUGCUAUGGCCCUGUACCAUGGAAAGUUUAUCGAUAGUGGCUUCACACUGCCGUUCUAUAAGAGGAUGCUGAACAAGAAACUCCACCUGACCGACAUUGAGACAAUAGACCCUGAGUUCUUUAACUCCCUCACCUGGAUCCAGGACAACAACAUUGAUGAGUGUGGCCUGGAGCUGUUCUUCAGUGCUGACUUUGAAGUGUUGGGCAAGAUUGAGCAGCAUGAUCUGAAGGAGGGUGGAGCUGACAUACGGGUCACCGAGGAAAACAAGGAGGAAUAUAUCAACCUGAUGACCAACUGGCGGUUCCAGAGAGGGGUGGAGGAUCAGACCAAGGCUUUCCUGGAUGGAUUCAGUGAGGUGGUGCCACUCCAGUGGCUACAAUACUUUGAUGAGAGGGAGCUUGAGUUGAUGCUGUGUGGCAUGCAGGAGGUAGAUGUGGAUGAUUGGGAGAGGAAUACUAUUUACAGACAUUAUCAAAGAAACUCCAAACAAGUUGUCUGGUUCUGGAAGUUUGUAAGAGAGAUAGACAACGAGAAACGAACAAGACUGAUGCAGUUCGUUACUGGCACAUGUCGUUUGCCAGUUGGAGGGUUUGCAGAGUUGAUGGGAAGUAACGGUCCACAGCGUUUCUGUAUAGAGAAAGUGGGCAAGGAGACCUGGUUGCCUCGCAGUCAUACCUGUUUUAACCGGCUAGAUUUACCCCCCUAUAGGACCUACGAACAGUUAGUGGAAAAAUUGACAAUGGCAAUCGAGGAAACAGAAGGUUUUGGACAAGAAUGAUGUUUAGUUAGAAAACAACUGGUGAUAAUGGACCUGUUAUGGCCAUAUUUGUACAUAAAAUCAUAACAAAAACCUCUUCUUGUUACUGUGCGAAGAUGAAGUGAAUGAAUUGUUCCUUUAUACCGUCAACUUCAUAUAACUACAUAUAUCUAAAAUGUAUCGCGUCCUUUGUGAAGCAUUUUUCUUCGUGUCUGUAGAAUCUAUUUGUAGAGGACAGAGGAGGUACUGAAAUCCAGGUGUGUAACUGACGUUGACCAGCAGUAGUAAAAUUCUAUGCAGGACACAGAUUAUCUAUAUUUGCUCAAAGUCAGCCUCCCUCUUGUUAAUGAUUCUUCUACAGAAUCUGAUUGCCUGGAGAAUUCAAAUCGGAAUUGUUUAACUUAAGAACAUAGUGUCAGUGGAAAACUGGAGUAUCAUAAACUUUGAUAGUAUGUAUUAAAGUAGGAUCAGGUCCCACUUUUAUCAGUAUUCCUAAACUUAUGGAAAUUCCCCAGCUUUAAAAUUUCCAUAGAAAAACAUUACAAAAUUUAAGGAUAAUUCCAUAACUAAGAUUCUUUCCUUAAUCAAAUAAUGUUUUAAUGAAUUAAUCAUUUUAAGUUGAGGAAUUUCCUUAAGUUUAGGAAUACCAAUAAAACAGUGGCAAGGUUGGUGCAUUUGAAAUUUUCAGGGAUGAUGGAUGCAAUCUUGUCGUGGAUUUUGAAUCAAAUUCAAUGACAUCAUAAGAAUUAUGAUUGAGAAAAAAUUGUCAAUUCCACGUAUUAAGUAAUGUUGUUUGAGGAAAUGAAAAGUGAUAGAAUGUUUUGUUGGAAAAUUAUGAAAAAAUUUCUCCCAACAUAAUUUUAAGGUCAUUCAAAAUGUGAUUAACACAAAAUGAAAUCUGAUAUAUUUUCCAAAAUGUUAUUGCUUUAUAAAAUAAAUCUUUAAAACUUUACAGUAGCAUGUGUUGCAUGAAUUUUGCGCAAAGAGAACAGGACUUUUAUCGCAUUCAAACCUCUCUUAUAAUUAUAUAACCUAUACUAGUACCCGCCCUUGUGCUGUCAAAUUAUAUAAAGGAACAAUUAGCAUGACAAGGAAAAUAAGGAGUUCUGAUUCAUUGCUGGAUAAUUAAUUUGAUAUUGAGUGAAAUAAGAACAACUGUGAAAUACUGAAUGAUCCCUAUUUUUGUAUGGAAAUGUUGCACAAUUGGGAUAACAUGGUGUUGACGUGACUGUAAUUUUGUGUAUAGUUUGUGCUAGUAUUGCACUCAGUAUAUGACCUAUAUAUAGAGUUUAUAUGGUACAUUGGGCUUUCAUGUCCAGAUGCACAGGAAAAUAUGGCAAAACCCUGUGGCAUGUGUUACAUUGAUUUUGUUGUUUUAUCCUUACUCAACUUCGUGUGUACAGUUCUAUUGUUUCCACAUAUCUCAGUCAAACAAGACAUAAUAAAUGUUAUGUUAUACUGUUAAGUGCUUGUAUUUCACAGAGCUUUAACCUUAUAAACUUAAAACUGGUUGAAGCUGUGAAACUUCCAACCUCCAUAACCUCCACCUCAAAUUAAAAUUCACUCAUGCAUAGCAAAUGGUAAAGGUAAUUUGUCAUUUUUCGUUUGAGACCUUGACAGUAGUGUGAUAGAUUUAUCAUAAAAACAGAAAUCGUAUUUUCACUCGUGUACAUCUAUACCAGUAUGUGUUUAAUUCAAGACCGAACAUUUAUAUAUAGUGUCAUUACUGUCCCUAUUCAAGGAUUUACAUUCAUUAGAAACAUCUUGAUUGAAAUUGAUACAUCUUGAAAUGUUUACCAAUGCACACAUUUAAUAGGCAGAACUGUAUACAUUGUAGUUACCUCCCCUUUUAAUUUUAGAAAAAAUUUGCAAUUAAAUUUGCCUGUUUCUGUUUUGUAUAUAUUACAACAACUGUGAUUAGUACACAGGACAAAAUAUGUUGCAAAUAUAUAUAGAUAUAUAUUGUUAGUUCUGUUAUGUUGUCAGAGUGAGUUGUCUUGUUUGUUUUAUUAUCAACAUUUCAGAAUUUUAUUUCUGUAUCAUGCACAUGUUUUGAUAAACAAGACGUAUAUCCUUAUUGUCAGGUUAUAUCUCCACGGUUUUAAUUGCUUAUCAGGGCAGUUGUGUUUUAUUAUGGUCGUAAAAGGGGAAAAAAGUGAACUUUCAUGUCUAGUAUCACCGUAUAGACAUGUAUAUUGUAAUGUGUCUGUUAGAGCCCACAACACAGGUCUAGUAGAAACCUUGAUGUGUCUUAGUCGUAUUAAGACCUGUCCUUUUACUGGAGAUUUAUACCUGGUAUAUCUAUUGUGAUCAGAGAAACUUGUCUUAUAGAGUCUAAUAGACACUAGUUAGUAAUAUCCUCAGAAUUGUACUGUUGCUUGAUCAGAGACAGACAUUGGACAUUAAAAUAUGUUUUAUGUACCGGUAUGAUAGGGUCUUGUAGAGCAUGAUAACUUAAACUGUACCCUCAUUCUCAUGUGUUGUUGUUAUGUAGCCUAGACUCAUGCAAUGUUGCCAAAUUAUUUGGAAUAGUAAUUAAUGCCUUAUGUAAACAUUAUCACAAAUACAAUUUUAACUAAAAUUCUUUUGGGAGUUUAAGAUAUUUUUAUAAUGAUCAGUUUCAUUUUCUUUAUGAUUUUUAUUUUCAAGCAGAAAGUGUAUUGAUUUUUCCCCCGAGAGGAUAUUUGUACAUGUUUGUGUAAUUUUGUAGGUUUAGGAUAAUUUUAUGUGUUAACUCACUCAUCAGCAACAGAUAUUUUGGAAUGACAGAUAGUGUAACUGGUGAUCACAACGCAAAACUUUGAAAGUUUUAACUUGAUGAAUGGGUAGAAUGGAGGCUGUGUGAAUGUGCUGAUCUUUUUUUUGAUAAGUUAUUACCUUUGGUGUGAAUGUGUAUAUGUAUUUAUGAAGUGUUGUAUACACUGUUAAACAGUGAGGUUGUUGGGAGGACUUUUUCUGUCACGUACCACACCACUCGUUCCAAGAAAGUUUAUGCAUUGACUAUAUACCAAUAUACUUAGUGAACACACAAGACUGGCAGAAACUAUUUGUAAAAUGACAUUUUUCAAGACGGUGUGUAUGGAACCCAGAGGUAACAAUCUACCUAACAACUCUUACUAAAGAAUACAGCCCAGAUUACAAAACAUGUUUGAUACAGUCAUCCCUAUAACAAUAUGUCCAAUGACUUCUGGUCUGGAUCACUGACAGUUUGCCCAAUGACUUCUGGUCUGGAUCACUGACAGUUUGCCAAGUGACUUCUGGUCUGGAUCACUGACAGUUUGCCCAGUGACCCCUUGUCUAGAUCAUCACCAGUGAACCAGUAGCUUAACAAGUAGAUAACAGCUAAUCAGGAUGGAAUAAGAUUUAACUGUAAAACUUCAGGCUGAGUAAUAUUCAAAUACACAGUACUUGUAUCAAUAUCUAUCUGAACAAUUCUGAUGUAAUAUAAAAACGAUAGUCACACCAAAUGUGCUUUCGGGUAAUUGCAGUAAAAUAAGUUUUAUCUUGUUGGGCAAGACUUGUUAAUUCAAAACAAAAGGAAAAAACUAGUAAAGUUACAAUGAUAACAUUUCUUUGUUGAACUGCUUCAUUGACUAAGAAUUUCUACGUAUGCGGAGUUAAAAUAAUCUAGUAUAUUGUGUAGACAUUUGGUAUGAAAUUCUACAUGUGAAGAAACAAAAGCUAUUAAGUUACUUGGGUAGUAAACAUUUAGAAACACAAUGUCAGAUAAAAAGAUAUUGUGAUAGAUAAUGUCCCCUUUGUUUCAUUGUUAAUGACCUCCUGUGAGUGAGUGUCCGGACUGAUGAGCCUUUUGUGUAUGUGUAUGCAUGGUGAAUAGUCGGUGUAUGCAUGUUCAGGAAUAUUCAUGCUUAGGGUGAUGAAUAUUCAGUGUGGGUGUCGAGAGUGAUUAAUCACUGUGAUGAUAACAAAUUUGUACAUACUAGAUAUGAUCUAUUCUGUCCAUGACUUCUUUGCCAGAGAUGUUGGGAGAGUGGACUUUGUGAACUGUACAUAUCUUUGCAAUAUUUAACACAGCACUGUAACUAACACAGUACUAAUGUAUCUCUCUCUACAAGUCUACUAUUCCUUGGUAGCUUUGCUUUCUCAUCAAUAAAUCUGGCAGAAUUUUCUGAUUUCCUUCUUUAUUUGUAAGAAUGAUGUGGAGUCUUAUUACCAUGAUUUCAAUUCAUACAUUUUCUUUGUCAACUAAUGAGUUGCGUGGUGAAAGAUUGGGUCCACUAUUGCUUUUCCUGUUUAAAUUGGUAAAUUUAUGUUUGAUAGAAAGUCUCAUUUAUUUAAUCGAGAGUGCAAAUGAUUCCUUUCACACAUUCACACAUAGUUAAUAAAGUCUCAAGUUUUAGCGAGAUCAUUAUCAUCAAAAAUAUAUGGCUUUCAUUGAUAUCUGCAGAUGAUAAUGGAAUAUUGAAAAAAGCUGAUGCAAAUGAAAUGAACUAAAAUAUUUUACAACAAUGUAACCAGAAUGAUUAUUAUCGUGCUUUGAUUUUAAGAAAAUUUGUAUCUUCAUUAGCUACAGACUCGUACACCUGUAGUUUUAUUUGAUUUUUGAUGGAAAGAAUAUUAAUACUUUUUGUUGGGCUAGUUGGCUUUUUAAUCAGAAGUAAUGUCAUGGCCUUUCUCUGUACACACAAAAUGUUUCAUCACAUUAAUUUGAUGCUUUUUGAUGAUCCUGUAUUUAUUUUAUAAUGCUGUAACCCAAUGGUAAGGAGACCUACAUUGAAAUCUGUCUGCCAUCACCAUUUCUAAUUGAAAUCUUGUGUGACUUUAUCUUGUAUAUAAAUAAUACACUGUACCUCGAGUACUGGUCGGUUAAUGUAGGGUUCAUUGUAGACAGGUUUUAUCUGUCAGAUUAGCACAGAGAUCAAGGAUCUGGUCAGUUUAUAUGGAGUUGUUUUAGACAGAUUUUAUUUGUUACAUACCAGUACCCUGGUCAGUUUAUGUGGGUGUUGUAGACAGAUUCCAAUGCAUUAUCAUCCUUCCUCUCCCUCUGCAUCAUCUAUUGAUUAAGAUAAAAUGUCAACAGAUAUGAUUCAGUGUUUAUAUACAUUAUGAGAACAAUAAAUUUGUGAUGAAAGCUGA
This is a messenger RNA of Pecten maximus, 7859 nucleotides long. RefSeq names its product NEDD4-like E3 ubiquitin-protein ligase WWP1. The coding region runs from base 180 to 2783 and encodes 867 amino acids. The record is from RefSeq and is a predicted model, not a curated record. The transcript has 20 exons. Lineage: Eukaryota; Metazoa; Mollusca; Bivalvia; Pectinida; Pectinidae. Gene Ontology annotation, molecular function: ubiquitin protein ligase activity; protein binding. Gene Ontology annotation, biological process: ubiquitin-dependent protein catabolic process.